Mugil cephalus (flathead mullet) is the source of this 365-nucleotide messenger RNA. RefSeq names its product ubiquinol-cytochrome-c reductase complex assembly factor 1-like. Gene Ontology annotation, biological process: mitochondrial respiratory chain complex III assembly. NCBI's taxonomy places the organism in Eukaryota, Metazoa, Chordata, Actinopteri, Mugiliformes, Mugilidae. Bases 1 to 273 code for a protein of 90 amino acids. The record is from RefSeq and is a predicted model, not a curated record. Gene Ontology annotation, cellular component: mitochondrion. The transcript has 2 exons.
AUGAGUGAGUGUGUUUGUGUGCAGGGAAUCAUGUCCGACGACGCUGUCCUGGCUGCAGCUCUGUGGAGGAACCUGUUCAGCUGUCAGUGUGAGGACCCCAGACAGCUGGAGCUGAUGGUGGAGUACGUACGCAAACAGAUGCAGUUCAUCGAUGCUCUGGACGCUGACGACCUGCUGCUGACUGGAGAGGUCAGGUGGCGCCCCCUGGUGGAGGAGAACGCUCAGAGCAUCCUGAAGGUGGCCAGACCUACGUACAACGACGCUGGACUGUGAGGGACGCUCCUCCUCCUCCUGCUCCUCCUGCUCCUCCUCCUGCUCCUCCUCCUGCUCCUCCUCUCCUUCUCUCCUUCCAUCAUAUCAUAUUA